Drosophila santomea is the source of this 3813-nucleotide messenger RNA. RefSeq names its product dynein regulatory complex subunit 4 (gene Gas8). The record is from RefSeq and is a predicted model, not a curated record. Gene Ontology annotation, cellular component: microtubule; Golgi apparatus; motile cilium. Gene Ontology annotation, biological process: cell motility. Gene Ontology annotation, molecular function: microtubule binding; small GTPase binding. The transcript has 6 exons. The coding region runs from base 1586 to 3025 and encodes 479 amino acids. NCBI's taxonomy places the organism in Eukaryota, Metazoa, Arthropoda, Insecta, Diptera, Drosophilidae.
CGAUUCUUUUCUUACUACUUGUUUACCAGUUCUGCUUCUUAAAGAAUUCUUCUUAAAGCGCACACACCUCGGCGCUGAUAAGCAAAUUUUCUAAUCAUAUUUUAAAUACUUUCACUUUCAAUCAGUGCUUUUUCAGCGGCUCCCCAUUUUGCCGCCCCUUUAACCCUUGGCAGCCGUUACGGAACUCAAUGGGCCAUGACCGACCGCAGCCGUUGGCGAGAAUAAAAUGAAACAAAAAUUAUGCAGGGCAGAUGGAGAAGUGUCUAAAAAGGGUUGAAGGUACACAGGAGGAAAAUCCAGUCAUUUAAAGGCAUAGUUUGCAAAAAAGAAAACAUGUUCGCCUUUUUAUAAGUUGGAUUGUAUGUAUUUUGUAAGUUUGCUUCGAUUGUCAGGCUGUAACUUCAAGUCUUGGGUAUAAACAUUUUUGAGACACGUGGGAUACAAUCGUUUUUCUAUCUGUAAGCCAGCCACAGCAUCUUUGCUAUCAAAAAUUGACUUUUAAUGAAAACAAUUGAAAAUUCUCGGUGUCUGUGUGCCGGGUCCCAAAAUGUUUUCCCACGCGAAAGCCACGGGGUACUCGUCUCAACUGCCGACUGACUGCUCAACUGACCAAAACUGGCUGCGGUUAUUAAUUUCAAUUAAAGCAUUUAACCGGAGAGUCCACCGCCUUUUGUUUACCCAACCUGCCCCGCCCCCUAGCCGACAUUAAUUAAGGCGAGAAAGUGGCGGAGUUGCUAGGGAAUUUCCAGGCCAUAGGUGCUGUGUUAUUCAACGGACUAAUAAAGUUGAUUCGAGCAAGAUUUUCAGGACCAUCAAGCAAUGCUCAAAGGAGCCGAGGAUCUGCCAGCUUCCUGAUAAUAUCGUAUUUCACGAAAUCAUCAAAUUAGCCAGUAGUCAAGAGCAGAGACUGCAGUGCCACCAGCAUUUAAAGUCCGCCCAGCAAACGGCAAAUAAACAAACAGAUGCAGGGAAAAUUCCGAGGCAAAGAGCAGGGUAGAAAAUUAAGGAAACGGGGCAGAGAAAAUUGAAGAGACCAUUUAUAGGAAGCCGACAGCAGACGGCGAUAAGAGAAAGAGUCUGGCUGGUCUGGCCUGGCUUUUCGGUUUUCGGUUUUCACUGGCUUGGGCAGCCAACUAAUGUCAGACACUAUAUAAAGUACGCGGAUGCUAACAGAAGUACAUAGAUUUAGUUUAUGCUAGUUUAAUGUAUACCUGCAUUUUGUGUUUAUAAUUAUUUAUGAUAGUUUCCAGUACUUUACAUAUGUUUCGAAUAUUUUAGUACACUUUAAUAAAAUGUUUUUCGGCAUCCAAAAUCUCCCCCUAGUAACCCAGUUGAUAACUGCAAAAGUUUCCCCAAAUUUGUAAUUUUUCCAGUUCAAACCUAUUUGUCCCUGCCAUAGAAAAUAAUUGAGAGAAGACUAAGCCGAAAAAACGAACGCUUCAACCUUUAACCUCUGCUUUCGGUUGCCCGGCGAUACCAACACACACACGGCAGAACAGCAGAGACUCAGUUGGCAGGAAAGGCCAAAGUGAAGUGGUUCUCAUUCUGAGCAGAGGAAUCGUAAGAAAGAAGCACCGGCAGCAGUAUGCCGCCAAAGGGGAAAAAGGGCAAAAAAGGCAAAAAAUUGCCAGUGCUCAUCGAUGGCGUGGACACCUCGGCGAUGACUCGCGACCAGCUGGAAGCUUUUGCCCUCCGGCUAAAAGCGGAAAUGGAUCGGGAGCGAGAGGAGCGUAACUACUUCCAGUUGGAGCGGGAUAAGAUCCGCACUUUUUGGGAGAUCACGCGCCAGCAGCUGGAUGAGACCCGCUAUGAGCUGCAGCAGAAGGACAAGGAGAUCGAGGCCACACAGGAUCUGGCGGAUAUCGACACCAAGCAUGUGAUGCAGCAGAUGAAGCAUCUGCAGUUCGAGAACCACAACCGGCUUGGUGAGGUUCGUGCUGAGGCGAUGACCCAACUGAAGUUGGCGCAGGAGCACCAUGUUCUGCAGGAGAACGAGCUUCAGAGGGACAAGCGCCAGUUGCGCCGGAUGCUCCGCGAAAGAAUGGAGAUGAGCGAGAUGCAGUUGCGACAAAUGGAGGCUCACUUCAACGAGAAGCUGCUAGAGCAGCGCAUCACCUUCGAACGCGAGCGCAAGGACAACGAGAUGCUCCACGAGGAGAAAAUGAUCGAGCAGAAGGCCAAGCUGGACCUCUUCUACGGCACACAAAUGUUCGAGGUAGAGGAGCGGAAGAACCAGCAGAUAAAGGACCUGCAGGACCACCACGACCUGGCCUUCAACGACAUGAAGAACUAUUACAACGACAUCACGCUGAACAAUCUGGCGCUGAUUGGCAGCAUGAAGGAGCAGCUGGAGCAUCUGCGCAAACAGGCGGAGAGAUCUGACCGAAUUGCCGCGGACACGGCAGCCGAGAACCGGCGACUGAAGGAGCCAUUGGAGCAUGCCAAUAUCCAGUUGAACGAGUAUCGCCGCAAAUUGGAGUUCUACGAGCGGGAUAAGCAGCAAUUAAGUCGCCUCAAGACGCGCAACACUCGGCUGGAAAAGAAGGUGAAGGGUCUUACUUGGGAGGCGGAAACUCUGAUCCUGCGAAACGACUCUCUGGUGGCCGAACGGGAAGGACUCAAGGAGCGCUUCAACGACGUGAUUGUGGAGCUGCAGCAGAAGACCGGGCUGAAGAAUGUCCUACUGGAACGCAAGAUCGCCGCUUUAAUGCGCGAGGAUGAGAAGCGCAGCAUUGUCCUACACGAAACGAUCGCCACAUGCGCCCCCAAUUUCGCCGAAAAGCUGACCAGCUUGGACGAACGGGUGGGCAACAUCAUCGAUGAGAAGAACAAGAUCAUCCUUGACCUGCGCUAUGAGGUAGCCAAGGCCCGCAAGGCCCACGACGAUCUCCUGGAGACCUACGAGUGCAAGCUCAAGCAGUAUGGUGUGCCCACCGACGAGCUGGGCUUCAAGCCCAUUAGGGAUCGGGACCAACAGCAGCUGUACGUGUGCGGUCCUGCGGGAAUAAUCACCGAGAAUAAGUAGGAUCUGCAGAAGAAAAACGUCGCAUUCAUAAGUCUGAUCACAAACAUAUUUGGAGGUGGGAAAGACAAGGGUACUUGAACUCAAAACCAGAAGAAACUAAUCUUGAACUCCAGACUUAAAACUCUAGAAGGAAGAAGGCAAAAAAACUAUCGAAUUAUAUUUUUAACAAAUGAAAAAAAGCAAUAUCAUGGAUUAAAAGGAGAGGCAAGAUGGAACUGAUUUUAUUUGAUGAUCAUACAAAGAAAAGACUAUAAAACGUAAAUGGGGAAUAUAUUAAACAACAAAACGAGGAGGAAAAGCCAAUUAAGAAUCCCGCCUUUGUAGGCACAGAAAAUGUAAAUUGCUAGUGCUGUUGAGAACUUUAAGAAUUUAUUCAUUCUGUGCCUACCAGAAGUGUAUUAUUUAAAUUCUCCUCAAAAAUUAUAUGGAAGCAAUAAAACUUAUACCAACGAACUUUCAAAUCUUUUUUUUUUGUUUCGCAUUGUAGUACAUUAGGUAAAUUUAGAUUGUCAGAAUGUAUAACGGAUAGAUGGAUGAUAGAUGAUCUUACUAGCUAGACAUCCCACAAACCAAAAAAUCAAAUGCAAAUGACCCAGUAAAUGCGAAUGGCAAGUGGUGUUCGAAUCAUUCAGAAUUUAUUCAACGUUAGCCUAGGGUAGUGUAUAAGAAGUAUGUAUACGUUUAUGUAUAUGCUUAUAAAAACCUUCUGGAAUACGUUAGCAAGGAGUUGAACAUUUUGGAAAUGCGCGUACAAUCCGAAUUUCGACUAACACUAAAGACAGAAAGAG